UCUAAGGCUGUCCUUAUUUGCUCAGUAUGUUGAUUUCUCUUGAAAACAAAAUGUCUUUGCACCUUCUGAAUCAUUGUGGAGGGAGGGUAGUGGAUCUUUCAAAAUGAAAUCAAAAUUUGUGAUUCUUUUACCACCUGAUGGGGGGGUUGUUAAAAGGACAAAGAGAGGGAGGGAGGGGCUAAAUCGAUGUUCUGCUGCUAAACUAAUAUGAAUGUUAUCCAGAAAGCCCAUGAAGAAAAUUUUUAAACUAAAAUAGAAAAUGCUUGAAGCAUUAAGGUCAAGCAGCAUUUAUGUGAAGAGGCUCAUAGGGUUAACGUUCUGAGUGAGUCUUCUCAUGUCAGAAUCCUUUCACCUGAACAUUAACUCAACCUUCUCCUCUCUAUAGUUGCUGCCUGAUCAGCUGAGCAUUUACAGGAUAUUCUGCUUUUAGCUGCAGCAUUAACCAGCAUUUUUUUUUUCCCUAAGACUAUAACUGGUACAGUACAGAUACUGCUCCCAUUAAAUGGCUAAUGUAGAAGAGAGAGACAGCAACUGACUAGAUGGGUAUCCCAUUAUUCACUUAAGAUUGUCAACUGGAAAAACCCAAUUUAAAGCAGUCUUCUGGGUUGUGGCCUUAGCAGGGCCCAUUUUGUUUUUUUUUUGGUUGCUACUAGCUUGAACAGACUCUCCAAUCAGCAGCAGUGCAAGAUUGGAAUAAUAUUAACCCAGUCAUCAACUCUUCAAAGCACACUCAAGCCUGUGGUGAUGGUACUAGGAGCCUGUAUGUGAGUCCUACAUUGUAAUGUAAGACUAGUAACAGCCUGGCUCUUGUACCCAUCACUGAGCUGACAUACUUUAUUGUGAUGGCGAUUGGCUUCACCACCUCCAUCACAUAAUUUUUAUUAAACAUUAUUUUGUUUUAGUAAGAGGAUUAUUGGAGAAAAACUUUCCCUCGUGGAAAUGUCCACAUUAAAAUUAGAGUUAGACCAUUCAGCUAUGACAUCAGACAUAUAUCUUUGAACAAAAGGUACUGGAAAUCUAUAACUCUCUUUUCCAUCCCAAAAGAAAACCAUUGAAGCUGGGUCAAUUGAUAAUUUUGAAAUUGAGCUUGAUUUGUGUUAGGUAAGAUGGUUAACAGUUGUGAAAUCAAGGCAGGCAGAUGCAGUUAAAGUGCAGGUCAGCCAUACAUCUAAUGGAAUGGCAGAACAGGUUUGAGGGACUGACUAACCUCCUUUUGUUCCUGUGUUUCUAAAUAGUGUUUCUGUAAUGGUUCUUAAUCAAGCUUUCUUAAUUUAUCUGUUGUUACCUGGGCAUAGACACUUCAAUCCAAGAGCACAGUUCAGGCUUGGCUUCAUUUUCCCCUGAAUACAAGAGGCACAGAUUCAACUAAAUUAGCGACUGUUUUGUUAAAGGUUUUGGUCAGGCCUUCAAGUUUAUCUGUUAUCUGUGGCUGCUGACCAUCACCCAACCUCAUCAGACAUGACUAAGGCAUUUUAAAACCGCUGUUGCUCACAGAAAAUAAUCCUGCUGCAAUAAUGCAAGUAGAGUUCAAAGAUUCUAGCAGAGUCUUCAGCAAAGAAUCGUCAUGCACAUAGGAUAGUUACUGCACCUUUAUUCUUCAGUACCAGGAAUGUAGUUUCUGGGCCUAAACUUGUUGUAAAAGUGACCCAUUGGAAAUUUAACCGGAUUAGCUUGUCAUCAAUAAUGAUCAACAAAUGUAGUUUUGUCCUGUAUUGCUACCCAGCAUUAAUCGUAAAUGUAUAUUUAUAUAAUUUUUUUCUUGCAUUACUUUCUCUAAAUACAAGAUAACUAGAAAGACACAGAAGCUUUAAGACACAGGCACAGAAUUAUGCUGUUCGGCCCAUUGAGUCUGCUCCACCAUUUGAUCAUGGCUGGCAUGUUUCUAACCCCCAUUUUCCUGCCUUCUCCCUAUAACCCUUGAUCCCCCUACCAAUCAAGAACCUACCUAGCUCUGUCUUAAAUACAUUGCAUAUAUUCUGAGGGAAAAUUAGCUUCUUGUUGCAAAUGGCUUUCAGAAUGUAAAAUUCUUCCUUAUUGCAGGUACAAUACUCUGGAAUGUUUACAGUGAAUCAGAGUGUCAGUGACCUACUUUAUAAAAUGAUGAGCACAAUCUCAGAACUCACUGGUAUAACUGAAGUUCAUUUAAAUAAUCUAGGUGGCACAUCCCAACUGUUCAAUUGCAUUGACUCCAGAGAUUAUAAUUCCCAUUAUUUUUAAUAUAAUGGAAAGAGCAGUUAUACAGUGAAAGCCACUCUGCAGUUAUUGAUGUUUUUGGAGGGAAUGGAGUAAGUGUUAAUCAAGAUGCAUUCUAAAUGCUCCCCUAAUCCACUAUACUAAACACAUUGCUUUCAUGUGAAAUUUGUUGUUGUGUAUUACUAAAAACUUUUUGUCAUUGUUGGUUGUCAUGGGUUCUGUAUUUUUAAGGCUAUAUAUUCCAAAAGGUUUCUCAGUUCCCGGCUGUGCUUUCUACACUAUUAGGAAAUGCCUAAAAUCACAGUUUAAAUCUUGCCACUUCUCUGAAGUGUUGGAAUUUUGCUCGGACAAGGUUAGGGUUUUAGUCCUACAUUUAUUUCAGAUUGUCUGUUCUUUCAAUGCAUACAAUUCCAGCCGUGCAACCUCCAAAAGCCCUUAAAUGGGUUUUAUUAACGAAUAAUAGUGGGGCACAGAGCUGUAGAGGACAGUGUCAACUUUCAUUGGUUUGGAUUAUUAAAUAGUCUAAAAGUAUAAUUGUUUCCCUCUAUCUUGCCAUUAAAUUUUCAGUCCAGCAUUUUCCUUGAGAGAGUUCCUAUUUAAAUCCUCAUAAUAUUUGGUACUCAACCAUACCCAAUUGACUCUUAGUAAGAUUCGUGGUGUGGUAUUCCUUGCUAAUCCAGCAGAUGGAGUUUGUCUGGAACUGCACUAUUAUUGUCGUGUGAUGGAACUUGGGAAAGCUGAAUUUGUAGAACAGAACAAGGUGGCCAUAGAUUUUUCAGAAGGACAGUUUAAAUAUAGAGAAAACUUGGGGUUAGUUUAUUGAAAACAUAUCUACCCUCCAACCAAUUUGGUGAACUUGCUAAUUAUUAAUCAUAGAAAUUGCUGCAAAAUUGGUAGGACCUUCUAGCUUCAUUAAAUCACCAAAGAUAUGUGUUUUGUAUGGGUUAGUGAAAAAUAUGCAGUAGCUAAAUUUUGCAGUGUUGAGGUGGGGAAAAUCUUGCAAAACUUGUGAAUUUAAUAAAGAGCAUGGUGAGAAUUUAAUUGUAAAUAAUAAAAUAAACGAAGGUUAUCUCUCUGUGCAUCACCAUUGCAUUUAAACUACUGCAUGCUAUAAAAUACACUGAUCAGUGUUUGAGCCGGAACAUGACUUGUAUUGGUUUCCCAACAAGGCAAAUCUUUUAAAUGAAGACUUUUGAAUACUGAUGAUAUAGGUUUGGUAUAAUUAAGGUCCGACAGCACUAGAUUUUUAAACACGCACAGCACCAUGAAAAUAUUAAAACAAAAUGACACAUAACAUUUAAAAUUCCCCUCUUCUAUCAAAAUUAGAUAGACUGUGUCAGAAAUAAUUUGAGUGACAGCGGAGGGGGCUCAUAUGAAGGUUUCACAAGUUUUUUUUAUCAAAUCAUCAAAUAAUUUCCUAUGAUUAAACCAAGAAGUUUUCUUUUUGUUAUUGGUUGUUACGAUGGCUUUGGCAAUCACAGCUUCAGCCCCAGUGCACUAGCAGAAUCUUGCUCAGUCUUCAUUGGGAACUAGUUGGUGGUCAUAGAGUAACAUUUGAACUCCUGAAUCAAGCAGCCCCAAACCAAAAGAAAGCCCAUUAGAAAUGGAAGAUAAGGCUCUGAUUAGCCACUACAAACAUAUGUGUUUCAGGGUAGUAAUGGAAAGGUUAAGGUUGUAGGUUAAGUUGAUGAAAACAUCAGCGAGUACGUGAAGAGCAGUUUGUGUGUGAUUGAAUUACCUUUAAACGGCAGUUGUUUGAACUAACUAUUUUCUCUCUCUCUUGCAUAUUUUUAAAUAUCCUUCCAAAUCCUGACAUUAAAAAUGAUCCUUACCUCUGUGCCUGAAUUCGUGACACCCUUCCUAUUCUUUUUUCAAAUCAUCCUUCCCAAAAAUGGAAUUUUUCAAUGGAACAGAACGACAAAGCCAGCUCCACACCUCGAUGGUGUACACGUUGUCUUUGGCCAAGUCAUAACUGGAUUCGACACAAUAAAAGAAAUAGAAAACCUGAAGACAGAUGCUGCCAGCCGACCAUAUGCAGAUGUUCGAAUCAUUGACUGUGGGGAGUUUGUCCCUAAGUCUGCAAGUCAUGUAACCGAGCGCAAGAAAAAGGUGACUACUUCCUACUCUUCGCACGAAUCUGAGACCAGUUCUGAUUCUUCAACAUCUUCCAAGUCAUCAGAGUCUGAGUCGGAAACCGAAGAAGAAAGGGAAAGGAGAAGGAAACGGAAGAGGAAGAUGAGAAGCAAACACUCAAAAAGACGGAAAGAAACCAGAAGCAAAAAGAGAAAAUUAUCUUCCCAUCAGAAGAGCAGUCAUAAUGGUGUAGAUGAAGAGGAUGAUAAAGACAGAGAAUCAAACCCAAAGCGACAGAAACUGUCGGUAAGGCCCGAAGAGAUUCCUCCAGUACCAGAGAACAGAUUUUUGCUCAGGCGGGAUUUGCCGAAACCAGAUACUGAACCCAAAGUUCAGGAAGCACCCUCAACCCAUAAUGAUCAGAAACCAGUGGUGUCAAAAUCAGGCCGUAAAAUUAAAGGCAGAGGCACAAUGCGCUAUCGAACACCUUCAAAAUCUAGAUCACACUCAGAAUCUGAACUGGAUGAGGAAAGCAGUGAAACACCACCUCAUUGGAAGGAAGAAAUGCAGCGAGUCAGAACUUACCGUGCUGCCAGUUUGGAGAAAUGGACUAAAGGAGACAAGUUAAAGUCAGAGUCGCGUAGGUGGAGCGACAGAUCAGCUUCUCCGUGGUCACAGUCCUGGUCACAUGAUGGCUACUACUCGGAUGAUCACAGCCGGCGGAAAUCUAGCCACUAUAAGAGAACUAAAAAGGAACGGAGGAAAAUCAAAGCAAAGAAAAAAUCCAAGAAGCAGAAGCAUUCGAGAAGACAUAAAGUACACAAACAUAAAACAAAGGAGACCUCUAUUCCUCCAGAAUCUUCACGUUCAUUAAGCUGUAAAACAAAGUCUUCUCUCGAGCAUGAAAAGAAAUCUCCGUCAUCAGCCUCUUCAAGACACUCAUCAGAGAGUGCAUGGUCUGAGUCUUCCACUCAUCAGUCAUCUUCAGCCAGUACAGUUUCUCGCUCCUAUUCAAGAUCAAAGUCUCGGUCUCGAUCCAAAGGAAGAUCCCGGUCCAGGUCUAGAUCCAGGUCCAGGACCAGGUCAAGAUCCAGGUCCAGGACGAGAUCUAGGUCUAGAUCUAGGUCCAGGUGUAGGUCUCGAUCCAGGUCCAGAUCCAGGUGUAGUUCAAGCUCUAUAUCAUCAAGAAGUAGAUCCACAUCUAGAUCUAGUUCAAAAUCCAGACGUGCCAGAAGGAGAAGUACACGAACGCACUUCGAAAAUCUAAACCAAACAAAACUUGAUACUUCAAGAGUUGCUGCCAAGGAAAACGAGAAAAAUGUAACACUCACUGCUCCAGUCGAAGCUGUUCCUGCAGUUCCUUUAAGUGAGAGUCCUCCACCGUCACGGUGGAGACCAGGCCAGAAACCUUGGAAGCCUUCCUACGUUCGGAUCCAGGAAGCCCAGGCAAAACUAAGUGAAACAACACCUACGUUGAGCAGUAGAGAUUCAAAAUGUUCGAGAGAGGAUGACCUGUCUCCAUCUUUACGGAAACAACGUAGAAAUUCAGAUUCUAGGCGGCACUAUAACACUGACCGUGAGAGUGAUCGAAGUUCAACCUCAGACUAUCAGAAGAGUUCACGGAGCAGAGGAUUUAGUUCCAGGUCAAGGAGUCGGUCAUAUUCCAGGUCAAGGAGCCGGUCUAGUUCAAGAUCACGGUCUCCGACUAAAUCCCCUUACCAUGAAUCCUCUUACUCCAAAUCAUCCAGUCAGUCAUACGAGUCUAUAGAACUGUGCGUACCUAGCAGCGAUGAGAAAUUUGACAAAAUUCAAAAGAAAAAUUCUGUUUCUAUUAAACAUGGUAAAGAUCAGCAGGCAAUCUCUACUGCCAACCAUGCUAACAAGGAGCUUGAAACUGGAAAGAAAUAUGAAAAGAAGCACAGUGUGUCGUCUUCACACUGUUCCAGCGAGAGUGAGUCUGUUAAGUAUGAGAGGGGAAAGGAAAAAGCUGAAUCUAAGAGACAUAACGUUUCAAGCUCUCAGACAGAAUCUCUCAAAAAAAGCCAUAGUAGCAAAAAGGCAGAGGGAAAAUGUGAACGCUCCAGCAAAAUUUCCACCAAGGAACAUGCCACUGUGAAGUAUGGCUCGUCCAAUGAUCGGGUGCAACGGCCAAAGAAGAAAUCUUCAAGAACCAAAUCCUCUGAAAGGAAACUUGCUGCAGGGUCUUACAGCAAAGAUGGGGAAACUACAAAGAAAGUUCACAAAAAGCCAAAGUUGAAAUCCGAGACUGAGUCUGAAACUGAACAGAGUAAAAGCAGCAAGGUGCAGUCUGGGACCACCUCAGAAGAGGGAGAAGUGGUACAGAAAUAUGAUGGUGGUGAGACAGAAGGGAAAGUGUCGAACAGAAGAGUGAAUUCAAGAUCUGAGGUGUGCAGUGCCAAAUCUUCUGUGUCGUCCAGCUCGGAAGGGAGCAGCAGACAGCCAUCAGCCAGAAGGUCCUCUGUUGCGAGCAGUUCUUCAGGUUCGGCAAGAGAAAAUGAAAAGAGGCGAAAGAAGAAAGUGAAACACAAACUUAAGAGUAAGAAAAAGUCAAAAUCAAAGAGUACCAAAUUCAAAAAGAAAAACGAGAAGAAAAAGGUUAAAAAGGUUCCAAAAACGAAGGAGAAAUUCCAUUGGCAGCCACCUCUGGAGUUUGGAGAAGAGGAGGAAGAAGAGACAAAAACUGAUGGACCUGGCAUAAAUGAUGUUAAAUCUAAGGUAAGGAACACACUAUCCAGUGGGGGAAGGCACGAUGCUGAUAACAACGUAACAAACUGUGCUGCUGCAAUAAAAGUCAGCCAUCCAGUCAAAGAGAAUGCAGAACUGCAUGAAUCACCAACAAGUGCCUCAGGACUCAAACAGGAAGUGGAAUCACCAUCGAAACAGAGGAAAGGUGAUUCGGCAAAGGCUGAAACCGCAGCAGCAAAACCAGGAGCAGCGGAAAAAGCUAAGCCCCCAAGCCAAACUGUGAGGAGCACCACCCCAGAGAAAUGCACUUCUGCCUCAGCAGCACGGAAAAGCAGUGAGAAAGAAGGGUCUUCUUCUGAAGCAGGAUGUUCCAAAGGAAUGAAGAGUGCAGGAAUCAAAUCAGAAAAUGACACCUCAGCAGAGAAAGCUGGACAGAAUAAGAAAGAAACAAAUGGCGCUGAGACAGUCCAAUCAUCCGACAUCAAUGGGAGUGCAGUGGAAAGUAACAUGAGGGCAGAAAACGAGCUAACUGACAGUAACAAAUGGAAACCUUUAAAAGUAUUACCAAGUGUGCAAUCAGCCAGCCCUUUAGUUAAUCCAGAGGUGAAAGUAGAGGCUACUGAAUCUGAUGGCAAACCCCAAGGACUAAAAAUAGAAAUUAAAAGCAAAAAUAAAGUCAAACCAGGCUCUCUUUUUGAUGAAGUUCGGCGGACAGCAAGGUUGAACCAAAGGCAGAGAAACCAAGAAACUUCGAGUGAAGAAGACUCACCAUCCAGAGAUAGCAAUAGCAGGUCUCGAAGUCAGAGUAGCUCACGUGGCCAUUAUAGAUCCAGUUCAAGAGACAGAACACAUUCCCGAACAAGAUCACGGUCAACCAGUCGAUCAAGGAGUCGGUCAAGAAGUUACAGCUCUUCUUACAGGUCACGCAGUUACAGCAGAAGUCGAAGUCGACGUAGACACAGCAGAGGUCACUCAAGUAACAGCAGCUCCUAUAGAAGCUACAGAAGUCACAGUAGAACCUAUAGUCGAAGUCGAUCUCGGAGCCUGUCAUCUAGACGUCACCGGAGGUCUCGGUCUGAUUCAUAUGAUAGCUACGACAGUAGGAGCAGGAGUCGGAGCCGUAGCUACCACAAAUCCAGAAGGUCCAGAAGCUGGGACAGAAGCUACAGGUCAUACCGAUCGUACAGUAGGAGUGAUCGGAGUUACUCUCGCCAUCGGAGCCACAGCGAGAGCAGCAGGUAUAGCUGAUGGACACAACUCUGCCUGGGUUGCCCUCAUUCUUGCGAAAUGCCUUCCUUCUUUCCCUGCACAGAUUCAGAACUAUUUAUUGAUGACUGAUGCAUUCAAGCCGUUUCUUUAAGCGUUGGGGACAAAGACUGCAAUGAAGCAACUAUGUGCAAGGGUAUCACAGCAGUUAGUGGGAGGGAGGGUUCGUUUUGAUUUUUCUGUUUUUCUUCUUUUUGCAAAAGAAAUGUAUUAAACUCUUAGCGGUUCUUGCUGAGAAGAAAUGUAUUUGUAUCUGCAGUUUUGUAUGUAAGCAAUAAUAUUUACCUUUAAUAUGUACUGUACUUAACUGCGUUAUCCUGUCAUAGUUUAAAGUGGAAGAAAAGUAAAUUUUCAUACAUUCUACUUGGUCUUGGUUCAUUUUUGGCUUCAUCUUUGUCUAAAGGAUUCAUAUUGAAUGAAUUAAAAUGUAUCUUUUAAAA
Rhincodon typus (whale shark) is the source of this 8678-nucleotide messenger RNA. It is a transcript of the gene nktr, whose product is annotated as natural killer cell triggering receptor. The coding region runs from base 4015 to 8220 and encodes 1401 amino acids. Gene Ontology annotation, biological process: protein peptidyl-prolyl isomerization. NCBI's taxonomy places the organism in Eukaryota, Metazoa, Chordata, Chondrichthyes, Orectolobiformes, Rhincodontidae. The record is from RefSeq and is a predicted model, not a curated record. Gene Ontology annotation, cellular component: nucleus. The transcript has 11 exons. Gene Ontology annotation, molecular function: peptidyl-prolyl cis-trans isomerase activity.